UCACAAAGUCUGGAACUCUGACUCCCAGCUGUCCUUCCACGCACUCUACGCAGAUGAACACCUGGUUUCUAGGAGUGUUAGGGAGAUAGACACGUCCUAUAUGUGAAGCUCAAUGUGGACAUUUGAUGCUCAGGGGCUUUGGGAGCCUCCCAACUGGGGACUCCUUCUCACAGUUCCGAUUUGCUGAGGAGAAAGAAUGGGAUGGUGAAACUUCAUGUCCAAAGCAGAACUCAGCACUCUACGUGGAUAGUGAGUCAUUGGUUCAAGCCCUUCAACAGCUGCCUCUCUCAGUCCGGCUCAACGUGGCUGCGGAGUUGAUCCAGACCACAAUUCCUCUAGAACUUCCACAGGUGAAACCAAGGAGAAAUGAUGACGGCAAGGAGCUGGGCAUGCAGUUAAGGGGGCCCAUCUCUGAGCUCAGAUCUGCUGUGGGUAGUUGUCCCAGGUCUCUGGGCAAAGACAGUUUAAGACCAAACCCUCUAGAGGGUUUGCAGAAAGCCCCCUUCCCACCACAGUCCGUGGCAGACCAUCUGGAAGAUGAACUGGACAUGUUGCUGCAUUUGGAUGCACCUGUGAAAGAGGAAGACAGAAUCUGUCCGGACCAGACAUCUCAGAACCAGGAACCAGAAAGAGAGGGGCAGGUGGCCCAGGAGGAAACAGUUCCUGAAAAACCGUCUAUGACCGGAGAGAAAAAUGUGGAACCUGAACAGACGAGCACAUCCAAAAAUGUCACCGAGGAAGAGCUGGAAGACUGGCUGGACAGCAUGAUUUCCUGAGGAGGGGGGUGAUGGAGGGAAAUGUGCCUGAAGCACACUAAGGGUGGGCUAGUUUACCAGAACACCCCAUGCUAACAUGUACUGUUACGCUUACAGCAGCCAAUGCCUACCUCUGCUUUUGAUGGCAUCUGAAUACAUGUAUGAGGCUUG
Peromyscus maniculatus bairdii (prairie deer mouse) is the source of this 926-nucleotide messenger RNA. RefSeq names its product apoptosis and caspase activation inhibitor (gene Aven). Gene Ontology annotation, biological process: negative regulation of G2/M transition of mitotic cell cycle. NCBI's taxonomy places the organism in Eukaryota, Metazoa, Chordata, Mammalia, Rodentia, Cricetidae. The record is from RefSeq and is a predicted model, not a curated record.